AUGGACGACCAGCCCUCAACUUCGUCGCGUAAACGCGACGAAGAAAACUUUUCGCCAAGAAAAAGACACAAACAUAUUUCUUUCACCGAAAGUGAAAAAAACAUGAUAAUGAACGCGUACAAAUAUGUUUACACUGAAAAAAAGACAGAAUCUCCAACCGAAACGCCGAAGAAAAACGAAUGUGUUUUAAAAACAGCUGAAAUUUUGAACAUAUCCAGGAGUUCGAUAUACAAAGUGCUCAAGGAGCACAAGGAAAAUGAGAAUUUGAGCGGUCCAAAAGUUGCACAUAAGGCAAAUUAUAAAGAUAAACUGGACGAUUUCACUCUUUCAGCUAUACGUCGAAAAGUGCACAAUUUCUUUUAUAGAAAUGAAUCACCAUCCUUGAACAAGAUUCUUCAAGCUGUAAAUGAUGACUCAGAACUCCCGUCAUUGUCUCGAAGUACUUUAUAUAAAGUACCAAAGCAUCUAAACUUUAAAUAUAUGAAUAGAAAACGACGCAGUGCAUUAAUAGAUCGUGAAGAUAUAAUUUUAUGGCGUCAUCGGUACCUGAACCAAAUAAAACAAUACCGCAGAGAAGGUCGGUCUAUAUAUUAUCAGGAUGAAACAUGGAUUAAUGAAGGCCAUACCGAGAGUAAACACUGGGUGGACACUAAUAUAAAAUCAAAAAAACAGGCUUUUUUGGAGGGUUUAACCACUGGGUUGAAAGGACCUUCGGGCAAAGGGAGAAGACUUGUAGUGUCACAUAUAGGAAGCGAGGAAGGUUUCGUGGAUGGUGGAGAAAUGAUCUUAGAAGCAAAAAAGGGACUAGAAGAUUACCAUAAGGAAAUGAAUAGCGACGAAUAUGAAAAAUGGAUAAAAAAUAUUCUCCCUAAAUUAAAAGAAAAUUCAGUACUUGUUAUUGACAAUGCUCCGUACCACACCAGAAAAUUGGAAUCGUUACCUACUUCUAGCUGGCGUAAAGGUCAAAUACAAGAGUGGCUUAAGUCAAAGAAUAUAAACUUUGAUAACAACAUGUUAAAAGCUGAAUUAAUGGAAAUUGCACGGCACCACAAAAAAGUCCAUGAGAGAUAUGUCGUCGAUGAAAUGGCCGCUGAACGCGGAGUCACAAUUUUGCGACUGCCUCCUUACCAUUGCGAGCUAAACCCAAUUGAAUUGGUGUGGGCUCAGGUAAAGGGGCAUGUCGCAAAAAACAAUAAAACCUUUAAAAUGACCGAAGUACGAAGUCUUUUCGAGGAAGGGCUUCGUCUAGUGACUCCCCAGCGCUGGAAAGAUUGUAUUAGACAUGUGAUUGGAGUUGAAGACAAAAUGAGUACUCUAGGUCAUAUUGUCGACGACAUUACCGACAGAUUUAUUAUAGAAGUAGGUGACGAUUCGGAAAAUUCGGCAAAUUCAGGUACGGAGUCUUUGCCUGAUUCUGAUUAUUAA
Messenger RNA from Melitaea cinxia (Glanville fritillary), 1425 nucleotides. RefSeq lists its product as uncharacterized. The transcript is spliced from 3 exons. NCBI's taxonomy places the organism in Eukaryota, Metazoa, Arthropoda, Insecta, Lepidoptera, Nymphalidae. The record is from RefSeq and is a predicted model, not a curated record. Gene Ontology annotation, molecular function: nucleic acid binding. Bases 1 to 1425 code for a protein of 474 amino acids.